Molecule: messenger RNA, 1074 nt
Organism: Daphnia pulex (common water flea)
Lineage: Eukaryota; Metazoa; Arthropoda; Branchiopoda; Diplostraca; Daphniidae
Exons: 7
Coding region: 171-800 (209 amino acids)
Cellular component (GO): membrane
Source: RefSeq, a predicted model, not a curated record
UGGUCGAAGAGACGCUUCACUCCCGCUGCACGCUACACACAAGGCAAACGCAGCUGCACACACGCACACUCGUCUGGGAAAACAAGCUGUCGACGAAUUAAGUCGGGCGUGUUCGUGGAAUCCUUCGCAUUUCUUUGGAUAUUCCCAUCAAACGGAGAACAGAAGGCAACAUGUCUCACAACGUCACCGUCACCCGGACGACAACAACCGUGACCACCACUUCGGCUAUCCUGCUGAACACGGGCUAUUUAAAGACGACGUCCGGAAUCCUCAAACUCUUGCAACUGAUUCUGGGAUGCGUCAUCGUCGGAUUGGUCGGCCACUAUUUCGUCCGCAGCAACCCGUAUUACUUCACGGCGGAGCUAUUUCUAUUAUUGAUCGCCACAACCUGUUUGAUCACGACGACCUGCUUGCUGAUCAGCUGCCUUUUGUCCAUCUCAACGGCCACCAUUAUCGCCAAGACCAUGUUUGAACUAGUCUACCAUGGGAUCGCCUUCUGUCUUUACCUGGCGUCAUCCGUCUACAUGCUCGUGCAGGCGUCGCCCUAUCAGAAUUACAGAGAUCCGAAGAUAAGCGCCAUGAUUGCGGCCGGGGUCAGCAUGCUUCUCAUUCCCGAAAGUGUCCUCUACCUGUGUGCCACUAUAUACCACUUGACGAUCAUUGUAUCGCGUAAUGCCGGAUACUCCGUCGCAGAGUACGGCUACAACAAUAAAAUUUUCGCCGGGGCAUUGGGAGCCAUCAACACAGGAUUAUAUUUCUUAAGUGCUCUCCUGGCCUUCCGCAUUUACAGACGUGUAUAAGCAACGCCCAAACGAACCAAACGCGAGCUUGAAAAAAAUCGAAUAUUCAAAAUCUCAUCUUUCUAUCUUUAUACGUGUUUUUUUAUUUAUUGCAGUCGUGACAUCACCGAUGAUCGCUUUCUAGUUAUUCACUUCAAGCUCACUGUCUAGAAUAUGUUCAUCAUUGAUUCAUACUACCAUUUCAUUCUUUUUUCAAGAGUUGAUUAAACUGCAUUAACCUGGCAUGGUGCUGUAAACGCAAUGUUCAAAUACAGAAAAAAAAGAGCUACGAUGA